Budorcas taxicolor (takin) is the source of this 1140-nucleotide messenger RNA. It is a transcript of the gene CCR7, whose product is annotated as C-C motif chemokine receptor 7. The record is from RefSeq and is a predicted model, not a curated record. Bases 1 to 1140 code for a protein of 379 amino acids. NCBI's taxonomy places the organism in Eukaryota, Metazoa, Chordata, Mammalia, Artiodactyla, Bovidae. The transcript is spliced from 3 exons. Gene Ontology annotation, cellular component: membrane. Gene Ontology annotation, molecular function: chemokine (C-C motif) ligand 19 binding; C-C motif chemokine 19 receptor activity; chemokine (C-C motif) ligand 21 binding. Gene Ontology annotation, biological process: G protein-coupled receptor signaling pathway; immune response; chemotaxis.
AUGGACCUGGGGAAGCCAAUGAAGAACGUGUUGGUGGUGGCCCUCCUCGUCAUUUUCCAGGUGUGCCUCUGCCAAGAUGAGGUCACGGACGAUUACAUCGGAGACAACACCACGGUGGACUACACGCUGUAUGAGUCCGUGUGCUUCAAGAAGGACGUGCGGAACUUUAAAGCCUGGUUCCUCCCGAUCAUGUACUCCAUCAUUUGCUUCGUGGGCCUUCUGGGCAACGGGCUGGUCAUGCUGACCUACAUCUAUUUCAAGAGGCUCAAGACCAUGACUGAUACGUACCUGCUCAACCUAGCCCUGGCGGACAUUCUCUUCCUUCUGACUCUCCCCUUCUGGGCAUACAGCGCAGCCAAGUCCUGGGUCUUUGGGGUCCACGUUUGCAAGCUCAUCUUUGGCAUCUACAAGAUAAGCUUCUUCAGCGGCAUGCUCCUGCUGCUAUGCAUCAGCAUCGACCGCUACGUCGCCAUCGUCCAGGCCGUCUCAGCCCACCGCCACCGUGCCCGCGUCCUUCUCAUCAGCAAGCUCUCCUGUCUGGGCAUCUGGAUGCUGGCCAUGGUGCUCUCCACCCCAGAGCUGAUAUACAGCGGGAUCCAGAAGAGCAGCAGUGAGCAGGCACUGCGGUGCUCCCUCGUCACCGAGCACGUGGAGGCCUUGAUCACCAUCCAGGUGGCCCAGAUGGUGGUAGGCUUCCUGAUCCCCCUGGUGGCCAUGAGCUUCUGCUACCUUGUCAUCAUCCGCACCCUGCUCCAGGCACGCAACUUCGAGCGCAACAAGGCCAUCAAGGUGAUCAUCGCCGUGGUUGUGGUCUUCGUAGCCUUCCAGCUGCCCUACAACGGGGUGGUUCUGGCCCAGACAGUGGCCAACUUCAACAUCACCAGCGGCACCAGCUGCGAGCUCAGCAAGCAACUCAACAUCGCCUACGAUGUCACCUACAGCCUGGCCUGUGUCCGCUGCUGCGUCAACCCUUUCUUGUACGCCUUCAUCGGUGUCAAGUUCCGCAGCGACCUCUUCAAGCUCUUCAAGGACCUGGGCUGCCUCAGCCAGGAGCGGCUCCGGCAGUGGUCUUCCUGCCGGCACACCCGGCGGUCCUCCAUGAGCGUGGAGGCUGAGACCACCACCACCUUCUCCCCGUAG